AUGAGGAGUGAUCGCUGAAGAGGACCCAGUCCGACCUUGUCUGACUCACAGCCCCGCGUCUGCUCGGCUUGUAGCGGGGUUAAAAUCCGUUGAGCCGCCGUGGAUCCCCCUUCAGGCGCGCACAACUUUGGCUUUCAUUCAUAUAUUUUUUUCUAAUCGCUGCUCGUCUACGCCUGGGGGAUGUGCACAGGAACAAGCAAACUACUCCAAGCUCUUCCGCAUAUUGGAUCGCUCCCCAGCAGUGUCCCUGCAAGGAUUCGGGAAAAGAAGACUCCUGCUUAAACGGAACCGAGGAUUAUUAUUUUUUUUUUUUAGAUCCAAAUCGGGCUUUUUUAUUUCGCCUCAAAUUGAUUUUCUGAGUUUAUUAAAUAUUUUUCGCCCGUGGAGCGGAGUAAUUAAUUGCGUUUCUUAGAUCUCAGCAUAAACCCAGGUUUAGACGAGGCUUUGCAGUGGGAUUGAACAGCACCGCACAAUUCCGAUCAGAAUGCAUUCUAUUUAGGGCACGCUCUGAUUUACACUAAGUGUCACAUUUAGGGAUGGCGAACGACUACAAUCGCAACAUUGUGGAAAACUACAUCUGCCAUAAACUCUCCAAACGGGGAUACGUGUGGGGGUUUAACGGAGUCCCGGACGACGCCGCCGCCAAUAACGGAGGUUUAGGUGACCAUUCGCCGACUUUGGUUCGGCGCUGCCGCGAUGCAGGACCGGGGCCCGACAGCGACAGCGACCCCCACCGCCUCUGCAGGCGGAUCUCCCAGUCCGACCCGUACGCAGACAUCCACCGGGUCCUGCGCGACGCCGGGGACGAACUCGAGAAACUGUACCAGUUGGACUUCGUGGAGAUGUCGCAGCAGCUGUACCUCACCAGAGACACGGCGAGGACGAGGUUCGCCGAGGUCAUAAACGAACUGUUCCGGGACGGCGUGAACUGGGGUCGGAUUAUCGCUUUCUUCGAGUUCGGAAGCACGGUGUGCGUGGAGUGCGCGUCCAAAGAGGAGAUGACAUCGCAGGUGGACCACAUCGCGGAGUGGAUGACGGAAUAUUUAAAUGGACCCCUUGACAGCUGGAUACAAGAUAACGGGGGAUGGGAUGCGUUUGUGGAACUGUACGACAGACAAAAGGAGUCGGUCUUCAGCUGCUACUGGCCGUCCAUCAAGACUGUCUUUGGCCUGGCUGCGCUCGGAGCGGCCAGCGUCACCAUCGGAGCAUACCUUGCACAAAAGUGAACAGUAUCUCUAUCUCUCUCUUCAUCUCCUGACUCCUCCGGGCUCAACUUUAUUUCUCAGCACCGUCCUCCUCCUCCUUUUUUAUUUCUUGCGCCUCCUGUUUUCAAAGAUGCCCCUGACCCCCUCAGAGACAACCUUCAGACCGAUUCUGGCCCUCUUCAAAGCCUCUCUGUGAACGCUUCUUUUCCUCAUGCCCCUUCUGUCAAAACAGACACGAAUCAAAAAACAGCAGAGGGAACCAGAGGCGCGGCCCGUAGACGCAUCCGAGGAGCGAGAAAACCAGGCUGACUGUGGCUGAGGAGGAAGAAGGAAUGCACGUCUUUUUCUUUCAUUUCUUGCCUGCUUCUGUACUAGUUUAUUGCAUGAACGUUUGAAUGGUAGAGUAUAGACACGAGAAAGGUGUGGCAGUGCGGGACCUGUUUUAGGAGGGCUUGGUGAUGAAGACGCAGCGGACCCCGAUCCCCAAAACCUUGUUAUAGGAUGAAGGACCCUGUCUGAGCUGUGGACUCCAGUUACCUCCCUACAGCCGUCCUUCAAAGAACUUCUGUAGAACAGCUGCUUAGAUUGUGUAAUGGAAACAGCUCACUGCAGCCAGCACAGCGUGUGUCUACUGUUUUCACUUCUCACACAGCUCAGGUGAACACAUUGCACCACUAUGCUAUCUCUCUCUCUCUCUCUCUCUCUUUCUCUGGGUCUGUAAUGGAGGGAGAGGAAGCCUGAGCUCAGCUCAGCUGAAAGCUCCUUGAUUUUCGUGCUGGGUUUUUAUUUUUCUUGCAUGCCAAACCAAAUAAGGAGGUGUGUGUAUGUGUGCCUGUUUAUGUGUGCGUGUGUUUUCAAGGAGCAUAAAAUAAAGCGUGAAGGUAUGUUGCUGAGUGUCCUGAGGGAAACGUGCAGUCGAGCGCACAAAGAGAAUCGGUUAGAGGUACAAUAAAUGUUGCUUUCUUCAGCCUCCAACGUCUGACCGGACAAUUUUAAGAGCUCGUUCUUCAAGCAGUGUAAUGUGAAGUAGAUUCAUAGCUUUACUAUUAGCAUAAACAACUCAAGAGUUUUGUGACUGCUCGUGGUUCUCCUCACAGAGCCCUUUUGGGGUCCAAUUGUCUGGUCUCGCCCAGGUGUCAGGCGACACGUGUGUCCUCCAGUUGCUGCCGCCCCGCAGUAACUCAAUAAUGAAUCCGCUCUGACACAGACAGCUGUUGACGUGGACUGACAGAGAAAUGUUCUUGUGUGGCCACAUGUGACUGGGUGGAAAUCAAGUCCGCAGCAUUUCGGUAGUGGACUCCUGGUCGUUGGAACCUGAGCUGUCCCUCCCUCCCUUUUUCUGUCCGGCCUCCGAAAGCACCCGGGGAUUGAUUUUUAUUCCUUUCAGCCUGUUUUAUUGAUGUUCGUCUUGUGUUGCAGUCUGAUGGAAAAUUCCAGGUCCCCAAAAUAUUUUUGGUUGGACACGUCUUCCCAGCCUUUUCGCGGAGUGGGAAUUUGGAUUUUCUCUUUCUGUUUCUUCGUUGCAUGGAUGAAAGUCAACCGUAACACAAUAGAUGCCCAUGAUGUGUAACUGUAUUUAUAAUACGACAGGCUAUAGAGAAGAAGUAACAAUAAAUAAAGCUACAUUUCUUUAAUUUAUUUCAAGGUACAAGAUUACAGACUUUCAGAAUAAAACUAGUCACUUUUAUUUUCCUUUUUCUAUGGAAUCACACUGUAAACUACAUAGUUUCCUGGCUGCUAAUACAACAAUGUGUAGAAAUUAAUCUUUGUGUUGCGUUGAUGUCGGCUGCUAUUCUGUCAAGAUUAAAACUAUUCCUCACAGCUUAAACUGCCACAACUUCACAGUACACAUGUGUAGAGAGCUGGAAACCAAAGUAAACUUGUGCUGGUCUUUAAUUUAAAACAUAUCUGACAGAGCAUACAGUGCCGUGCAAAACCUUUUUCACAUUUCGUCAGAAUUAAGUCUGCUUUUUUUUUAGUGGGAUUUUAUGCGACAGACCAAGACAGAGUAGUGCAGAACGGGAUAUGUAACAUUCAAAAACAUAUAUCAAAAAUCCAAACUGUGGUGUUUGUUCUAUUCAGCCCCUUUUACUCUGAUGCCAACAAAUAAAAUGUGGUGUCAUGUUAGCAGGUGUUCUGUGAGCAGACAUUAUGGAAAUCAAGAAACACACCAGACAAGUCCAAGGUGUGGAGAACCAUUAAGCACCGUUAGCUUAUGAGACAGCAUUCAAAGCACUGAACGCAUCAUAAAGCACUCCUCAGAAGUUCGCUCUCCAGCAGAACAGCGACACUAAAAGUACAGUGAGAGUUGAGAUGAAAUAGUUUAGGUCAUGCAAAACGUCAUGACAUCAAAACAGCAGCAUUAAACAUCAGAGUGGAAAUGUUAUAUCUACGGUGAGACAUGCUGGGGGCAUUGCAUCUGGAUUAAGGUUCUUUGACUGAGCUUGAGUUUGUACUGAAAGGGCGAAACGGCCAAAUAAUAUGAUUUUAAAUGUCAAAAAGUGGCAGAGACAAGCUGAAAAAUACCUACUACUGCUGGGGAAUACAAAUGCACAAAACACUUUGAAAACCAUGCAUCAUUUUUUUUCCUCCACUUCCCAAUUAUGCUGUAUUUUGCGUUGGCCUGUCACACAAAAUCCCAAUAAAAUCCAUAGAAGUUUGUGGCUGUAAUUUUGUCAGAAUGUGAAAAAAUAAAAAUAAAUAAAAAUACAACUCAUAGGAAUGCUUUUGCAAGGCAGUGCGGCUUCAGCUCACCGAGGGGUUUCUGUGUAGUGUAACUGUACUAUAGCCGCUUCACUUUCAUCCGCUUCAUGCUCACACAAUAACUAAAGUGUAAAAUGUCAAAUGCCAGACCUAAACCUCCUCCUUUUAGCCACCACGGCUCACAGAGUGAUGCGUGUGUUUGUAUGAAACAGAGGGCGAUUCCUGCACAGGAAGAUAGGAAGAACUUUAACAGCAAUAUACUGUCAUUUUCAUAACCUCUGUGCAUAUAUGAAUGUAGCACUCUUGUUGCUGUCCUGUUUCAUUGUCUAUAAUCUAUACAAAAAAAAAAACCUGUAGCACUUAUUAAAAGAGAAAGUGAAUCGUGUUCCUGUUGUUUACCGCUAUAUCCACAAUAAGCUAGUGGGAUCAUAUUGUUCCUAAUAAAUCAGAUUUCUCCAGCAGAUGCAGUCUUGA
Molecule: messenger RNA, 4382 nt
Organism: Poeciliopsis prolifica (blackstripe livebearer)
Lineage: Eukaryota; Metazoa; Chordata; Actinopteri; Cyprinodontiformes; Poeciliidae
Gene: bcl2b
Product: BCL2 apoptosis regulator b
Exons: 2
Coding region: 537-1226 (229 amino acids)
Biological process (GO): extrinsic apoptotic signaling pathway in absence of ligand; negative regulation of intrinsic apoptotic signaling pathway; intrinsic apoptotic signaling pathway in response to DNA damage
Cellular component (GO): mitochondrial outer membrane
Molecular function (GO): protein heterodimerization activity; protein homodimerization activity
Source: RefSeq, a predicted model, not a curated record